Molecule: messenger RNA, 8497 nt
Organism: Rana temporaria (common frog)
Lineage: Eukaryota; Metazoa; Chordata; Amphibia; Anura; Ranidae
Gene: TG
Product: thyroglobulin
Exons: 48
Coding region: 36-8312 (2758 amino acids)
Biological process (GO): thyroid hormone generation
Source: RefSeq, a predicted model, not a curated record
CCAACUGACUCUGGAGGGGCAACAACACAGACACAAUGGCCCGGCUGUCUAUUAUCACCUUAAUCUGCAUCAUUGCUACAGCUUCUGCUACAAUAGCAGAAUAUGAACUGGAGUCCCAGCCUUUGUUACCAUGUGAGAUUGCAAGAGAAAAAUCCCUUUCUAUUGGCGGAGACUACAUCCCGCAGUGCUCGGAGGAAGGACUAUACAGAAACAUGCAGUGCAACCGGAGAGGCACCAGCUGCUGGUGUGUAAAUUCUGAUGGGAUGGAGGUAGCGGGCAGCAGACAAACGGCUUCUCCUCCUAUAUGCUUAUCCUUUUGCCAACUCAAAAAGCAGCAGAUCUUGGUCAGUGGAUAUAUAAACAGCAGCUCGACUUCCUAUAUCCCACAAUGUAAAAACUCCGGGGAAUACGAAGAUGUGCAAUGCGAUCGGCAGCUCAGAGAGUGCUGGUGUGUGGACAACGAGGGGAUGGAGAUCUAUGGAACGCGACAGAUUGGCAAACCAACACAAUGUCCAAAGAGAUGUGCCGUCAGAGAUCGGCGGAUUCUGCAUGAUGUUGGGGAGAAGGUCCCCCCUCAUUGUUCUGAGGAUGGUGGAUUUCAGCCUGUCCAGUGUAAACUCGUCAAUACAACAGACCAGAUGGUUGUUGACCUUGUGACAACGUUCAGCAGGUCUCCAGAUUCCUUCAAGUCAUUCAGUUCCCUUCGGGAAUCUUUCCCAGAGAUUUCGGGAUACUGUUACUGCGCCGAUCUGCUUGGCCGCGAGCUGGCGGGAACCGGAGUAGAGCUCCUGCUUGAUGAAGUCUAUGACACGGUCUUCUCUACAUUCACCCGUUCACGAACAUUCACCGAAACCGCCAUCUAUCGGAUCCUACAGAGGCGAUUUCUGGGAGUACAGCUCAUUACGUCUGGCAAGUUCAGAUGUCCUUCAGCAUGUGAGAUCCAGAGGUUUACUGCAUCCCAAAUGGGGGAUAUAUAUGUGCCAACUUGUGAUGAAAAUGGUGACUUUGUGCCCACCCAGUGCCAGGCUAAUGGACUGUGUUGGUGUGUGGACCUCACAGGACGGGAGAUCUAUGGAUCUCGAGUGGUGGGAAAGCCUCUACAAUGUGAUAUCUACCAGGACUGCCCUGUAAAAAGAAGACAAGCUCUUUCUACUCUAUUCUACGGACCAACAGGUCACUUUGUUCAACAAAGUUUGUUCUUGACACAAGGGGAAGAGUUGGGAACCAAGAUAGGCUUUAAUUAUUGCCCAUCCUACAUAGUGGAAACCUUCUCAGAUUCAGGACUACUGUUUGAACUGGCAACAAGUGUGGGACGUCCUCUCGAGAGUUUCAUUGUUGAAAUGAUUAAGGGAAUUUUUGAAUCCAAGGAACAGAUCCAGCUUGCUCUGAAAUUUACUUUUAACCCUAUAAGAUUUCAACAGAAUCUGUUUGGUGGAAAAUAUCUCAAGAACUUGGGUUCAUUCAACUUUACAGGAGCAAUUGGUGCAAAAAACAAAUUCAGUUUUAGUGAUUUUUUCCAGCAGAUUGGUCUAACAGGAUUGUACAGUGGAGGGAACUUUAAAGAGCUUGCUAAGUUAUUCUCUUCUGAAGAAGAUUCUUAUUUGAGUCGUGAUGCCAACAUUUCAAAACCUGUCUUCGACCUUCACCAACCUAUUCUGGCUAGUUUUGGUCGCACUGUAAAUUUACAGGAAAACCAGAAACGAGUUGGGUUCUUUUCAUCCGUCUUAGAACGUAAAGAAUUUGCAGCCUUACUCCGAGACAUCGCUUCCAUGCCACCAAGUAUUGCUGAGGAUAUUUCUGAGGCCGUGAAGAUAAUUAUGGCUUCUAAAGACUGCAGAAAAGGCAAGGAGGCUCUUGUUCCAACUUGUACAAAAGAGGGCAAAUAUGAAGAAAUUCAGUGUGAUCAGUCUGAGUGUUGGUGUGUAGAUGAAAAAGGACGGGAAAUUCCAGGAUCGAGAACAAUGGACAAGAAACCAAAAUGUCCAUUAAAAUGUGAGAAGGAAAGAGAGAGUAAAAUACUCCUAAGGAAAAGUCAGCCUGCUGGAUCUGAUUUGUUCAUUCCAGCCUGCGACCAGAACGGGAACUAUAGAGCGGCGCAAUGUACCGGCAAACACUGCUUUUGUGUCGAUUUAGAGGGCAGGAAUAUUCCAGGAACUCAGAAACUGUUUGGAGAAAAUGUUCAAUGCCCGAGUUAUUGUCAGAUGGCUGCCAGCAAUGCCUUUGUUCAAACAGCUAACAUCCUCUUAUCUGGUCCUGAGGAACUUCCUGAGUUGUCCAAAGUUUACAUUCCCCAGUGUACCCUUAAUGGUGAAUGGAGCAAUGUGCAGUGUAGUGGUCCCACUGAACAAGCCUUUGAGUUCUAUGAGAGAUGGAAAACACUGAAUGCAAACAUCUCUUCACUUGAAACUCUAAGCGUACUGCUAACAUAUAAAGAGUCAACAUUGCAGAGAUUUUCCAACUUUCUCCAAAAACUGUAUGACCAGGGACACCAGAAUGUGUUUCCUGUGCUCUCCCAAUACAUCCGUUUCAGUGACCUUCCAGAAGAUGUUCUAUCUGGGAAUCUAACCACAGUGCCAUCAGAUAAUUUACUGUUCAACCCUUAUAUUUUUUGGAGAUUGUUGACAGGUAGUUUGAGUAACUAUCCAGGUUCGUACAGUGAUUUCUCUUCACCACUUGGCCACAUUGAGCAACGUAGCUGUUGGUGUGUUGAUCUUGAUGGGCAGAAAAUUCCAGGAAUGGAAAAUGUGUCAAAGAAGGUCCCAAAAUGUCCCAGAACGUGUGAUCUGGCCAGAAUGAAGUCCCAGCAGUUUGUGGAGGAGGCACAGAAAAUUAUUGGUGCUUCCAAUGUCACCCAUCUCCCCCUGGGACUCAGUUUCUUGCUGGCCAACGGUAUACAGCUGUCAGGAAGAGAUCUAAUGUAUACAGAGGAAUACAAAUCUGUGAUCGCACUGUCUGAAAGUUUCUUGAGGAAGGACAUGUACGCUAUACAGCUUGCGGCAUACUCAACCUUGAAGUUCUUCCAGGAAAGCAGAUUUGGUAGCAGAGAGACUCUGCAGCUGUCCUAUGCUCCGUAUAUCCCUCAGUGUGAUGGUCUUGGAAACUGGAACCCUAUGCAGUUUUAUCAAGGAACUGGUCACUACUGGUGUGUGGAUAAUAAAGGAAGCUACCUUGAAGGGUCCCUGGUAUCACGGACUUCUAUCCCCCCGAAGUGUCAAACACAAUGCCAACGAGCUGAAACAAAAGCCCUGAUCUCCAGCUGGUUGCCAAGAAAAUCUUCUACUCUUAGUACUGGCACAUAUGAAGAAUUUAUACCAACGUGUACAGAGGCCGGGCAGUAUGUUCCUUUACAAAGAUCAGACACAGAUUCUUGGUGUGUGAGUCCUGUGAGUGGUGAAGCCAUCCCAAAAGACGUUAAGGCCUUAAAGAACACAAAUUGUCCAAGCCCCUGUGCCAUAUUGACUGAAGACAUUGCACAAGGUGGAGGGAUCGGUGUUGUUUGUAGCGGGAAUGAGACCCGGGAGCAGUGUGACCCGGAUAGCAAUGUGUGCUAUUGCCUAUUCCCAACCGGUGAGGAGGCUGCUGGGACUCGGGUCCCCAUGACGGAAAGGUCAGGCUCCCUGUGCCAGGCCCCGGUGUGUCCACUUCCUUUUGGCAUCAAGGAAAUCAAACACGGAUCUAUAUUCUGUUCUGAGCUCCUGGAUUCUGGGAAAAAGGUGCAGAAAUGUCAGCUUGUGUGUCAGAAGGGCUACACCAACCUAUUCUCUACUUCUACAUUCACAUGUGACCCCAAUUCUCAUCUCUGGAUACUGCAGCCACCGCACAGCCAGCCCUGCCAGAGGAUGGAGCCAUUCAGUAUGAUCCAGACUCAGGCUUGGUUCCAGCUCUUGCUCCCCGCUGGUAAGAUGUGUACCGAUGACUACGCUGGAUUAUUAGAAGCAUUUAGAACCUUUAUAUUGAAUGAUCUGAGGGCCAGAGGACUCUGCCAUAUCCAGGUGACCACGUUCGGAGGCGAGGGUACCGUACCCCUAUGUGAUGAUUCCACUAUCCACGUUGAGUGUUUGACGUCUACUCGUAUGGGAGUAAAUGUGACCUGGACUGCCCAGAUAUAUCAAAUCCCAGAAUCCUCGCUGCCCACUUUACGUGACAUCGAGAAUGCGCUGGCGACGGAGAACGUGGUUGGACGCCUGCUAUCAGUUAUCGGAUCUGGCAGCUAUUCCCUGGAUUUGGAUUCCAAGCUCUUUGUGGCAGACAAGUCUGAUUUCCUCCCUAAAGACUCCUCCACACAGGUCAGACUGAGCUGUGCUAAAGGAUUCCAGAAGUUGCUGAAAUCUCGGGCAGACGAAAUUGAGAACGUUGCUGGAUGUGGGAUUUGUCCAGCGGGAAGUUACUCUGAAGAUGAGGAAUGUGUGCCUUGUCCACAUGGCUUCUACCAGGAGAAAUCGGGGAGCAGCCAGUGCCUAAAAUGUCCUCCGGGCACCACCACUGCCUAUGCUGGAGCAUAUAAACCGAACCAAUGUGUCACGCAUUGUCAGGCCAAUACUCGCGGAUUACGCUGUGAUGACAAAGGACAGUUCCUGCCUUUACAGAGAGAUGGACCAACUGAGAAGUAUUUCUGUGUUGAUAAUGGCGGGAAGAAGCUGACAUGGACGGAAACUGACCAGGAACUCCGAAAUGACCAAUGCUUACUGCUACAAAAGUUUGACUUGGUCCCAGAAGACGGACUAAUUGUUGAUGAUGGAAAUAUGGGGAUUGCACAGUCCACAUCAGUUAAGUCACUUCAGAAGACCCUUUUGGAAUGUAUUGAUGAUUGCGCAACAGAUGAAUCAUGUGACUAUGUUACGGUAUCUGGGAAUAGCACAGGGGUGACCUGUGAGAAGUAUAACGGAGAAGGUUCAAAUAUCGUCUGUUCCACCAAUAAUCAGGUUCAGACUGCUCUGGGGAACUCUGCCGCCACCAGUAUGGAGGGACUCCGCUGCCAGCAUAAAGUCAGACUGUCCUCUAUAGAAGACAUAAGCGUGUACAGAAAGAAAGGAGAAGAAUUUCCCUCCACCGGUCACAGGGACUUUAAGCGCACUGACUUCGGGAACACUGUAUCCGGUGUGUAUAGCGCAACUCUUUUCCCAGGAGGCGGAGCCAGUUUAACAGAUGGGUAUUAUGUCUGUCGUCAGAUGUGUGAACAGGACGCCUGCUGCACUGGAUUCAUAUUGAGCAAGAUUAUAUUAAAUAAAGGUACAAUUGUAUGUGGAUUGCUAAGGUCUCCAAAUGUCUUGCUGUGUAAUAAGAAUGACUGGAGCAGCACAUCACGGUUGGGCGGAGAGGGAAUCUGCAGAGGGGUCGCAUCCAACAAGCAGAAGAAAAUGUUCUCAUUCUUCUUGGGAGGACAAGAGUUCACAGGAAGCUACUCUUUGUUGUCUCAGAGUGUUGGGAUGGUGGAGUACAGCACAGAGCUGACCGAGGACGUCAAAGAAGAGAUUCAGGCGCUUUUCACUGGAUUCCAGAGUGUCUUCUUACGCACAGAUGUUAGGACUGUGACCAAUGAGGCUGAAUGUCCGCAGAGGACUUCCCAGAACAAUUCUAAUAUUACAGAGUCUGUACGGGACUUGUUCCUUCCUGUAAAUGAUAAUGAAGUUGUGAUAAACCAAGAUAUUGUCGUAGCACACACAGAGUACUGGAUUGCCAAAGAUCGUUACACACCCGAACAAGCCCAGAACUGGUGUCUUUCCCGCUGUAAAGAAGAAGAGUCCUGGUGUCGUCUGGUAGAAUUGCAGGACUCGAUGAAGCAAUUCUUCACGUGUAUCAUAUACCCGGACACAUGGAAUUGUAAUAACUAUACGGACCUCGUUCCAGCUACUUGUGACAUUGUGCUGAACCAUAAGCCCCAGAGCUUGUAUCGCAGGAAAGAGACUCUCAGUAAUAAAGUAAAAAACUUCUACGUACCUGUGGUGUACCGCAAGCUGUCGGAGAUAACUGUGAGAAACCGGAUAACCGUGUCUGGAGAAAGUGUUUCUAAAGGAUUUUUCCUGUGUGAGCUUCACUGCGAUGCUGACCCGUGCUGUAGAGGGUUUGGAUACAUACAGAGGCCUGAGAUACAAGGGCUGGAGAGGAUCUGUGUAACAUUGGCCAGUUUAGGUGUACAGUCUUGUCCUGAAGACACACAAAGCUCACUGGGCAUUACCAACUGCAGUUCUCCUGAUGAAGGGAUGAAGACAUCUCCAUUUGGCUGGUACCAAAAGCCAGAAGAUCAGGGGUCAAUUACGCAAGGGCUUUGCCCAACUGCUGAUGUUCUGAAGACCACAAAGCCAGUGCUGCUGGAUGAUUGGAUAACCCUGGACCCCAGUGCUGUGAACAUUGAUCCAUCCCUGUCCAAUUAUGAUGAAGUGAUGAUCAGCCGGGGAGCGUCCUAUCAGCUCAGCACAGUGCAAAGUUACUGUCUGUCAGAGUGUGCACGGGUCCCCACGUGUGUAACCACUACUAUCAAUGUGCUACGGGCUGCCAUAAAAUGUGUAUUUUAUCCAGAAACACAAAACUGCUACUACAGCCUGAAAGGACAUCACUGUCAGCUAUUGGUCAGAGAAUCCGCAACCUAUACUUUCAGGAAGCGAGCCACUGCCCGUCCCCUGACAUCAGUAUCCAUUCCUCAGGGUAUUAUUGAGGGCAGAUCUCAAGCUGUUCUUAUUGGUUCAGAUGUUAGGACCGUGAACCAAUUCCUUGGUGUCCCUUAUGCUGCGCCACCUACUGGGGAGAACCGUUUCCGACCUCCGCAACCGUACACCUGGACGGGCACAUGGAAUGGCACUUUUGCCAGGUCAAGCUGCCUACAGCCGGGAGAUGGGAAGGCCCAGUACUCUUCUGUUAGUGAAGACUGCUUGUAUCUAAAUGUCUUUGUUCCCCAUGUUACUAGAUCAAACACAGCCAUUCUCUUGUACUUCCAUAACAGUCCCAGUGACUAUAGUGAGACCGGGCAGACCUCUAUUGACGGAUCAUACCAAGCUGCAAUAGGGGACAUUAUUGUGGUGACUGCAGGGUACAGAGUUGGUGUCUUUGGUUUCCUAAGUGCAGGUAAGACUGUGCCAACCGGGAACUGGGGGCUUCUAGACCAGAUCGCCGCCUUGAAAUGGGUCCAGGAAAAUAUUGCUUAUUUUGGCGGUGACCCCGAGCAGAUCUGUGUUGGUGCGGAUGGAGCAGGUGCUGAUAUCUCCAGCCUCCACUUAUUGUCAGCAGAGAACAAAGCCAUCAGACGAGCUGUGCUAAUGGGAGGUUCGGCCUUUUCUCCGAUGUUGGCGGUCAGUGAGAGAAGAGCACAGGAGCAGGUGAAGUUCUUGGCGGAGGAGGUGGGCUGUUCAGCUGCAGACGAUGAAGGAACGCUGGCGUGUUUGGGCAAAGUGGACGCCAUCGCUCUUAAUGUUGCCCAGACCAAGCUUCUCGCAGUCCGCGGACCCUUCCAAACAUGGGGACCCGUUAUAGAUGGAUCCUACCUGAGGGACUCGCCAACAAGACUUCUCCAGCAGAAGACUGCCCAGAGUAUAGACCUGUUCAUCGGAAGUACUGAGCAUGAUGGGCUGAUCAGCAGGGCCAAGGCUAUUAAGAGAUUUGAAGAAAGUCAAGGAAGAGGAGACAGCAAGAUGUCCUUCUAUCAGGCUCUUCAGAACUCCUUAGGAGGAGAGGAGAUGAAUCCGCUCGUCCAAGAGGCCGCUGUUUGGUUUUACUCUCUUCAACAUUCCACUGAUGAUUAUUCCAGCUUUUCCAGAGCUUUGGAGAACUCCACACGAGACCACUUCAUUGCAUGUCCAGCAGUCAAAAUGGCCGAUUACUGGUCCAAUAACUCCGAAGGUCGCGUCUUCAUGUACUACGUUCCUGAGACUUACUCACAGAGCAGUUCCGGUCUGGAUCUGCCUGAAGAUGUCAUUUACACUUUUGGAAUUCCUUUUCACUCGCUUUAUAGAAAUCAGUUUUCUGAUGAGGAGAGGAAGCUUUCCCUACAGAUCAUGCAGUACCUGGCUAACUUUGUAAAGACGGGAAACCCCAACUUUCCAUACACUUAUUCCAAGAAAAGGAAAGUUGUGUUGCCACCAUGGCCCGAAUAUCGGACACAGAGUGCCGGCGGAAAAUUCAAAGAGUUUACUAAGAGGCUGCCGAAUGGUCGGGACCUGAAACACAACGAAUGUUCAUUCUGGAACGAUUACAUCCCGGCACUUAAACUGUCUACAAGUGUCAAGUUUUCCUCUGGGUCCCCCACAAAAAGUUCUAAAAGUGUAUCACCAUCUGCAGUCACCCAAGCCGGUCCAAGGAAAGACAAAGAGUCAUACAACUAGCUGGCAGCCGGGAGGAGUGAUGCUCUCCUGUCCGCUCUUCAUGCCAGGCUCCCUGGUCCAAACACGCCAGUUAUGAGGAUUGUAAUAAAACCCUCUCUUGUCUGUCCGGUCCUGAAUGUUCAUUUCAUUCUGACAUAAUGACUUGCGCCUUUCUUUUAUACAAUAAACUGAUUCAAAACCUGUUA